Messenger RNA from Penicillium salamii, 1413 nucleotides. NCBI's taxonomy places the organism in Eukaryota, Fungi, Ascomycota, Eurotiomycetes, Eurotiales, Aspergillaceae. The record is from the annotation of a GenBank genome assembly.
AUGGCAAAGCCAGAUGAAACUUCCUCAGAAAAUGAGGCCGGCGUGGAGGCCAUUGACUACGAAAAUCCACACAAUUGGUCUCAGUCAAGAAAAAUCUUAUCGGUCGUGAUCUUUUCCUUUUUGGCCAGUGUGUCUCCCUUGGCAUCCACGAUCACAGCGCCAGCGCUUCCAGAUAUCGGAAAAGAUCUUGCCAUUUCUUCUGGACCAGUGCUUCAAUUCACUCUAUCCAUCUAUGCCUUGGGCUAUGCUUUUGGGCCGCUCGUUCUGGCGCCCAUGUCAGAAGUUUAUGGUCGGGUAUGGGUUGCUCAGCUGAGCGGAAUCUGGUUUCUUGUUUUCAACUUGGCCUGUGCAUUUGUGCAUUCCGGAGGCGCACUUCUGGCCAUGCGCUUCCUAGCUGGACUAGGAAGCUCAACUACCCUCAGUGUAGGGUCCGGGGUUCUGGCGGAUUGCUAUAUGCCAAACAAGAUGGGAUCCGCCGUCGCGAUCUACAGCCUCAUGCCAGUCGUGAGUCCCAUCGCAGGCCCAAUCAUUGGUGGCUUUGUUUCACAAAAUACCACCUGGCGUUGGAUCUUCGUGGCCGUAUCCAUUUGGGAUGCACUCAUUCAGAUUGUGGCUUUCUUUUUCCUGCGUGAGACCUAUGCCCCAGUUAUUCGAGCCCGCAAGCUCCAUGGUACAUGGUUUGCGAAGCCGCCAAUCGAAGGCUCGCAGUUUCGCGAGAAUCUCAGGCGUGCAGGUCGUAGCAUGCGUUUACUCGCCACGAAGCCUCUGAUCCAGGUUCUUGCUCUCCAUCUGGGCUUCUUGAACGGAAUUUCAUACAUCAUGAGCUCAACAUUUCCACUAGUCUGGUCAGAAGUUUACCACUGGAGCACGGAAAUGGGCUCGCUCAACUAUAUUGCUCUAGGCAUCGGUGCUAUAAUCGGUGCCCAGGUAUGUACCCGUGUGAACGACCGCGUCUAUACCAUGCUUUCUGCACGCAACAACGGCGUCGGUUCACCGGACUACCGUCUCCCUACUAUGCUUGCAGGAACGCUCAUUGCGCCAUGUGGCCUUCUCUUGUAUGGAUGGUCGGCCGAGGAAAAGCUGCAUUGGAUCAUGCCAGAUAUCGGCGGUGCGAUCUACAAUGCUGGUUUCAUGACUGCCUAUAUCAACGUGCGAAUCUACGUGAUUGAGUUCUACGGUGCAUCAACUGCUGCAUCUGCUGUUGCCGCGGUAUCUUUCUUGCAGUACUUGUUUGGUGGACUAUUUCCUCUCUUUGGUACGGAUAUUCUUCAUUCCCUCGGAUUUGGUCGCACAAAUAGCGUGCUGGCUGGAGUUAGUUUAGGUCUGGGUCUCCUUGCUCUAGGAACGCUGUGGAAGUUCGGAUCAAGACUGCGUGAAAAGAGUACGGAAAAUGACAAACAACCAUUAACUUAG